Cyphellophora europaea CBS 101466 is the source of this 3372-nucleotide messenger RNA. RefSeq lists its product as uncharacterized. NCBI's taxonomy places the organism in Eukaryota, Fungi, Ascomycota, Eurotiomycetes, Chaetothyriales, Cyphellophoraceae. The coding region runs from base 1 to 3372 and encodes 1123 amino acids. The transcript has a single exon. Gene Ontology annotation, molecular function: zinc ion binding; DNA-binding transcription factor activity, RNA polymerase II-specific; DNA binding. Gene Ontology annotation, biological process: DNA-templated transcription; regulation of DNA-templated transcription. The record is from RefSeq and is a predicted model, not a curated record.
AUGGCGACAGUGAUGGGCCUGGUCGCUGCUCGGGCCCUUGACGAGGCCGUCACUGACCCUGCUCCGAAAGGAGAGAAACGUCUCAUUACGCGCAACAGGACGAGCUACUCGUGCCAAACAUGUCGCCGCCGAAAGAUCAAAUGCGACAAACAGCAUCCUGUCUGCGGUAGCUGUCAGAAGUCCAACGAAAGUUGCGUCUAUGGCAAGCUCGAGCAUGCUGCAACUACACCCGCCCGCGGUGGCCAGGUUGCGAAACGUAGGAGCAGCUUCACGUCGAGUGGAAGACGAAGUCCUCCAUCAUUUUACCCAGCAGCCGAACUUGGCAACGGCGUUAUCCAAGGUCUCGAGCAGCAACUGAACCGGCUGACCACGUUGGUGGAGACCAUACAGAAAGAGUCUGCAGGAGUCCACGGUCCCAGACUCCCACCUACGCCGGCUUCGCUGGUGUCGCACAGAGAUACCGAAGACGACAACAGGGCUCAGAGUCAGCAUUCCGACUCUCCUAGCGUUGGCUCCGACGCGGCUGUUCAGAGAGCUGGCGAGCUCAGUGCUUCACUGUCUGAACUCGACAUCGCGAAACAGAAAUCGGAAUACGUUGUUGACACUAAAGGCCGUUUUUGGGCUCAUCUAGCAGACGAACUACAGCAGCUUAGAUACCUGAUCAAAGGAUCCCAAGCUUUUCCGACCGAACAACCAUUGAAAAAUGCCAUGGGCCUCGAGAUUAGCGAGCAAAGCGAUCAUAACAACUGUGAUGGGUCUCGGAAUCCGGUCGACCCUAACGCCAUUGUUGACGAACCAAUCGACAUUCACCAAUACCAGCAGGUCGACGCUGAUUUUGACUCUGAUAGAUGCUGGCCUUGCCACGUCAAGUCCGGAGACAAAUCCGUUCUACUCCUGUCUCGAAGACUGAGGAAGCUUGAUAUCGAUGCUGCUGAAGUAAACUUGCUCUCGAAUGUACCGACAGAGGCACAAAGCAAUGUCUUAUUUCGUGCUUGGGUUACCGGAGUGUGGCCAGCUCUACCAGUCUUGCCUUUACGCCUUACGUUCCGAAGAUAUGAGCAAUUCUGGAGCUGGAAAAACAAACUCAAUGGCGAUACUGACAAAGAAACCGAGACUCCAGACAUGUACACCAUGACCGCCCUACAUGCCAUUUGGUACACGGGUGCCCUGUCAUUGUCAACGAGAGGUUUCCAGCGCCUCUUCCCUGGGCUGUCUCGAGCUCAUCUCUGCGCACAGUACCACGAUCAAUGUGUUCGUUUAUUGACGACCCUCUCUUUCCCUACGAACAACCAGACGUGGCUGCUCGCGACCAUGGUCAUGCUCCAAUCUGCACCCUGUGGCGAAGAAGACCCUCUGCAGAACAGCGACUACGUCAACCUCAUGGUUCGGCUUGCUCAAGCUCAAGGCUUACAUCGUGAACCUACCCUCGCCGAGCUUCAUCCCAUGGAUGCUGAGAUUCGGCGUCGUAUUUGGUGGCAGAUCAUGCAACUAGAUACUUCGCUUGCGGUCGCGAGUGGUUUCCCAACCUGUACCUCUGAGGAAACUUCUGAUGUGCGCCCUAUUAGCCAGGUCAAAGAGAUGUUCAUCGGCUCCGAUGAAGAGAAGUCAUUGUUGCAGCUUUCUGCCAACGGAGGAAAGAAGAUUGAGGCUGUUGAUGAUCCUUUUGGGCCAUCGACUUCGAUCUCGUCAACGUCAGCACUGGUAUCCAGGACAUAUGCCUCUAUCGCCGUCGCAACACGCAAAUUGGUCUCUCUGCACAUGCGAACUCGGCCUGUCAACAAGAUCGAUCUCCUCGAGAUGAAUCAAAUUAUCUCCGCCACAGAGACCGAAGUGCGGGAUGUGAUCAAUAGUAUUCCAACCAAAGGGGUACCAGAAUUUGGAUUCACUCCUGACGUCUCGACCACGCGACUUACGCCUCCGACGGAUUGUGACCCAAUGCUGGAGGGCCCACUGCUCGAAUCUGAGAUCACCUUCUGGACUGGGAUUAUGACUGAAGAUCUGCCUACGCCCCUCGGGCGAUUCCACCGCCAAAGGCUUGCUGCGUUUCACAAAUGGGCCAGGAUCUUCCUUUCCAUGAUGUGCGAUAAGUUACACUGCAUAGCCUACGCUCCUUUCCUGAAGAACCUGAGAAGCAAGCUUUGGGAUGGUGGACGGCAGUGUGCACUGCACCAUACCAGCGCUUACUUCCGCAAAUUCAUCUCGCUGGCCAAAGACCCAGCAAUGCAAGCAUUCCGUUGGAGCUGGCCUGGAACCGCUCAACCCAUGCACGCCGCAAUCAUCUUGCUCGUCGACGUCUACGAGCGACCCCAGAGCGUCGAGGCUGCUCGCUCCCGUGCCCUGAUCGACGAGGUCUUCUCCCUCUCUGACCCAGAGAGCGGCAUUGUGGGCGGGCCCAACGGCGCAUCAGCCCAGAGACCUUUCCGCGAGGGGGGCGCAGAUGCAUGGGAAAUGCUUAGGAAUCUCCGAGCUUCGGCGUGGCGUAAAGCUGGCCUCGACCCCAACGCGUUGUGGACACAAGAGCAACAAGUACUCGGCGGAGUAGCCCAGCCCCUGACUUCGGAGCAAAAGAUCGCUCAGAGUCUGCGCGAAGAUACUUUAUACGAAGGCAGCACACCAGAGCCAAGCCACAAGUUGGCCAUCACCACCGCCAUCAGCGGACUGCACCGGGACAUGGAGACCGCCGAGCAGGCUCGUCUACAUGCGACCGACAACACAAAGACGGCUCAUCAACCGAAUGGCCCGCAGCCCCCCGCUGACCCAGCGGCCAAGCGACUGGUCAGGCUCCCGGGCCAGCAAUCGAUGCCCUUCCCACUCCUCACCCAACAACCCCCGCAGCAUCCGGCCCCUGUCCAUGUCCCCGGCCCGGCGAACCACAUCGACGCAACCAGAUACGACGGCGAGGCGCCCGAGGAAUGGCAGGAAGCCGAAAGACACGCGACGCAACAGCUGCCGCAGCAGCCGCGCGCCGCGCUCAAACCCUUCAUGUACCAGGCGCCCAACGGGGGCGACGUUGCCAUGACCAUGGCCCAGUCCUACACCACCACCACCACCACCACCACCAACAACAACAACGCGUCUUCUCAACAACUGCCCACGAACGGAAGCAUACCCGGACCUCAUCCAUCUGUCGGACAGCAGGUGGCGAUGAACUUCAGUCAGCUACCAGGAGGAGGAGGAGGAGGAGGAGGAGGAGCUCUAACAGCUGGCUCUGGUGUCGGUGUAGGUGCAGGCCUGCUGCCGUCGGACCACAUGGAUUUCGAGUUUGAUUGGGACGCGUGGGACGCCGUCUUCUCCCAAUACUCUGGCUACGCGGACUUCUUGGAUGAGGUUGACCAUGAGGCCAUCUACAGCAUGGAGCAGCCUACCCGGUAG